Molecule: messenger RNA, 1998 nt
Organism: Uloborus diversus
Lineage: Eukaryota; Metazoa; Arthropoda; Arachnida; Araneae; Uloboridae
Exons: 1
Coding region: 1-1998 (665 amino acids)
Biological process (GO): DNA integration
Molecular function (GO): nucleic acid binding
Source: RefSeq, a predicted model, not a curated record
AUGUCAGGUUCAAAUUCGAACGAAGAAGCUAUUGCAACAAUCAAAACACUUUCUGAAGUUUUGGAAGCUAGAGGAUUUCAUUUGAGAAAAUGGCGUUCUAAUUCUCCACAAGUACUGUCUGAUUCUUUGCCUACUUCACCCAAAGAAGUUCAAAAUUUAGAGAUUCAUCCAGAUGAGUGCUCUAAAGCUUUAGGUCUCACUUGGGACUCCUUAAACGACUGCUUUGUUUUUAAAGUUAAUUUCAAAUUUGAAGGUAAUAUUACAAAACGAACAUUUUUAUCGCAAUCAGCUAAGUUAUUUGAUCCUCUUGGGUUUUUAUCACCAUGCACUAUUUCUAUCAAAAUAUUUUAUCAGCAGUUAUGGCUUUUGAAAUUGGACUGGGAUAAUCCUCUGCCUCAAGAACUUGCAACCAAAUGGGAAGCUUUUCAAAGGAACUUUGAGCAAGUGUGCUACAUUCGCAUUCCGAGAUGGAUUCAAACAACUAAUAAGAACAUUAUUCUUCAUGGUUUUUGUGACGCCUCAGAAUGUGCUUAUGCUGCUGUCAUCUAUGCAGUGCAGCCUCGUUCUGAUGAGGAGUCAGAAGUAAUUAUUUUGACAUCUAAAAGCAAGGUUGCUCCACUGAAGUCUGUUUCAAUUGCCAGACUUGAAUUAAAUGGUGCUCUGUUACUAGCAAGAUUAUAUUCCUCGACAAAGAGCAUAUUUUCAGACUGUGAUAUCUCAUUCCAUGCAUGGACAGAUUCUCAAGUAGUUUUAACCUGGCUGUCGUCUCCUCCCCGUAAUUGGAAACCUUAUGUUUCUAACAGAACUUCUGAAAUUUUAGACUUAGUACCAGUUAAAAGUUGGUCGUUCGUCCCAACGAAGGAAAAUCCGGCAGACAUUGCGUCCAGAGGAUUAACUCCUAAAUAUCUUCCGGAUUGCUCAAUUUGGUGGAAAGGACCUUUGUGGCUAAAAUUAACUGAAGAAAGCUGGCCUAAACAACUACAUAGAGCUGAAAAUUCAGAAACUGUCUUAAAGGAGAAAAAUAACUUUAAAUUUAGUUUCAAUACUUCUGUUAAUUGUAGUAUCAUUGAUAACUUAUUUCAGAAAUUUUCUUCAUUUUCUAAAAUUAUUGAUAUAUUAGUAUUUUGUUUUAGGUUUAUCUCAAAUUGUACAGUGGGAAAUCGUAUGCGAAAACCAGGUAUUUUGAGCAAUGAUAAGCCAUUGCCACUGACUACAUCUGAAAGAAAGCAGGCAGGUAAAGUGGUAAUUUCUUAUAUUCAAUCUGCGUAUUUUAGCGAUGAAUUUAAUUGCAUCAAGAAUGACAAGUCUCUACCAUGUAAAAGUUCAUUGCUAAGUUUAUGCCCAUUUAUUGAUAAAGAUGGCUUGAUUAGGGUGGGAGGAAGGUUGCAAAAUUCGCAGCUUCCUUUUUGUGCUAAACACCCAAUUAUUUUACCAGCUCAGCAUAAAAUUAGUUCAUUAUUAGUUAAACAUUUUCAUAUGUUACAUUUUCAUGCUGGUACUACUUUAUUACUAGGUAUUUUGCGCCAACAGUAUUGGAUUAUAGGUGCUAGAAAAAUUACCAAAAAAUGUAUUCAUAACUGCGUUAUUUGUUGUAGAUAUAGAUUUUUUGUUUCAAAACAAAUAAUGGGUAAUCUUCCUGUAGAUAGAGUUACUCUUACUAAACCGUUUUCAGUGUGUGGGGUAGAUUAUGCUGGCCCAGUUAGUAUUUUGAAGCAUAGAGGUAGGGGUGCCAAAACUACUAAAGGUUACAUAGCGCUAUUUGUUUGUUUUGCCACCAAGGCUCUACAUUUAGAGUUAGUUAGUGAUAUGACAUCUGAAACUUUUAUUGCUGCUUUGCGCAGAUUUUGUUCCCGAAGAGGAGCUCCAAAGCACAUCCAUUCUGAUAAUGGUACUACCUUUGUCGGUGCUAAAAAACAGUUGUCAACUGUAUACAACUUUGUGUCCUCUAUUAAUAAAGAUGAAAAAAAUAAGUUAUUUCUUGUCCCAAAUGAAUAUUAA